Messenger RNA from Dichomitus squalens LYAD-421 SS1, 1560 nucleotides. Its product is annotated as cytochrome P450. The record is from RefSeq and is a predicted model, not a curated record. Bases 1 to 1476 code for a protein of 491 amino acids. The transcript has 13 exons. Lineage: Eukaryota; Fungi; Basidiomycota; Agaricomycetes; Polyporales; Polyporaceae. Gene Ontology annotation, molecular function: heme binding; oxidoreductase activity, acting on paired donors, with incorporation or reduction of molecular oxygen; monooxygenase activity.
AUGAAGGAGAUCAUGGACGAAGACAACUCGGUUCCUCAGGAACGAUGGGCAGACCAGUAUGGCCACACCAUCAUGUACAGGGGCUUCCUUGGCAUGGACCGUCUUUGGACUAUGGACACGCGAGCACUGAAUCACAUCAUGACGCAUUCGUUUGUAUAUCAGAAGCCCUCCCAAGCUCGCCGGAACCUUGCUAGAAUUCUUGGAAAGGGCGUCUUGUUCACCGAAGGCGACCAGCAUAGACAACAGAGGCGCGUCAUGAACCCCGCCUUCGGUCCAGCGCAGAUUCGUGCACUCACCGAAAUCUUUGUCGAGAAAUCCAUUGAGCUCCGUGAUGUCUGGAACGACGAGGUAUCUGAGAGCCAGGACGUAGCUCGGAUUAACGUCAUCAAGGAGAUCAGCAAGAUGACUUUGGACGUGAUUGGUCUUGCCGGUUUCAAUUACCGCUUUGAUGCUCUGAAGGCUGAAGUCCCGGAGAACGCGCUCGUAACUGCAUUCAAUCAGUUAUUUGACCCACAGCCCCGUAUCACUUUCAUGAUGAUCCUGCGAAACUUCUUCCCGAUCUUCAGCAUCAUCCCUGACAAGCAGACAAAGCGUUUCGAUCAUGCUCAGGACGUCAUGCGCCGCAUCGGCAUGGAACUUAUCGCGGAGAAGAAGGGUGAGAUCUUGCACAAGGCAGCAGAAGGCAAGGAGAAGCCUCAUGGUCGCGACUUGCUUACUCUACUCCUCAAGGCGAAUAUGGCGACCGAUCUCCCCGAGAACCAGCGGCUCUCUGACGAAGAUGUGCUCGCCCAGGUGCCUACCUUCCUCGUGGCCGGCCAUGAGACCACGUCGACGGCGACGACGUGGUGUCUCUACGCUCUGACGCAAGCCCCAGAAGUCCAGAGGAAACUUCGCGAGGAGCUCUACACGCUCGAUACGGACACCCCGACGAUGGAUCAGCUCAAUAACCUUCCAUACCUUGACAACGUCGUCCGCGAGACACUGCGCUUACACGCACCCGUGCCGGCGACGACACGUGAGGCGACCAUUGACGAUGUCAUACCCGUCGGAGAACCCUUCGUCGACCGGUAUGGACAAAUACAGGACACUGGCAGCAUCAAGAUAUCGAAGGGCACCCCGAUCUUUAUUCCCAUUCUGGCGAUCAAUCGCUCCAAGAAGCUCUGGGGCGAGGAUGCAUUCGAGUUCAAGCCCGAACGUUGGGACAACCUCCCGGAUGCGGUCUCAAGCAUUCCUGGCGUAUGGGGCCACCUCCUUACAUUCCUUGGUGGCCCCCGCGCGUGCAUCGGAUACCGUUUCUCACUGAUCGAGAUGAAGGCUUUGGUGUACACGCUCGUGCGCGCUUUCGAAUUUGAACUCGCAGUGCCUCCUGAGGACAUCCAAAAGAAGUCCACCAUCGUGCAGCGCCCAAUCCUGCGUAAUGCACCUAUUCAGGGCAGCCAAAUGCCGCUGCUACUCAAGCGGGUCAAGCGUGCUUAGGGCCCAAGGAACAGAAGGGAAAUGACUGGUUUGGGGUCAUCGAACGAUUUGACUUGUCUGAUUAAUGAUAUUAUUAUAAAAUGC